Messenger RNA from Trifolium pratense (red clover), 1941 nucleotides. RefSeq lists its product as uncharacterized. The transcript has 4 exons. The coding region runs from base 1195 to 1608 and encodes 137 amino acids. The record is from RefSeq and is a predicted model, not a curated record. Gene Ontology annotation, molecular function: protein binding. Lineage: Eukaryota; Viridiplantae; Streptophyta; Magnoliopsida; Fabales; Fabaceae.
UUUUAGUUGUCUUUGUUGAUUCUGUUGUUUUAUAUUAAGCAAAACUCAUGUCUUAGUCUAUGGAAUGAAAGGAACAACUGCCGAAAUAAAGCUAUAAGUUGUCUAUAUGAGUUGAAAGAAAGACAGUAGGUACAAAUCUAAUCGGAAGGAGAAAGAUUUAAAGUUCUAUUCUUGCUUAACAGUUGAUGUAAGUACUUGUUUGAAAUAAGUUAGAAAUUCACCUCUCUGUUUAUGAUUAUAAAAAUUUGUUUGAUUUAACUAAAAAAAAUAACUUGUUUGAAACCAAUAUUUCACAUCGUGAGACACUGUAUGAUUGUAUGAUUGAAUGAAUUUUUUAUGAUUGACAUAAUCGUGCAGGCAAGGUAAUUUACAUGAUAUACAAUUGAUAUUUUCUCGUAUUGUACGAAUGACAUAAUUGUGAGGGUCUGGUGUGGAGUUGAAGUUGGUCUGAUUCAUAGCCACAAUCAUAGUCCAAUACUCAAGUGGAUUUCUUUUAUGCUUCACAUAUUUUAUGUGGACUAUAUUUGUGAGGGUUUGGUGUGGAGUAUAUAUAUAUAUUGGUUAUGAAGGUUAGGCUACAUGAAUCAAAGGUGUUUAUUUUUUUAUAUUGGUUAUGAAUCAAAGGUGUUGAUCAUGGGUGUCUUAUUGCUUGGUUUUUCCUGCUGGUAGUUUGGUUGUGUUUUGUUUGUUUGUAGGUGUGCUUGUAUUUUAGUAGUUUAGGGAUCUGGUGUGUCGUGAUUAGAAUUGGAGUACUAGUAGUAGUAAUAUGUUGGAUACCAUAAACUAAUUUAUAGUGUACUUAGUGUGAGGAUCAAAGCGUGUAAGUCAAAUGAGAGGUUGAAAUUAAGUUGUAUACUACUGUUAAGUGUCUAGGUAUAAGUGUCUAAUAAUCCAAUGUUCAAGUAAUUUAAGGCUUAGUUGGAUGUGAUAUUAAUGUGUUAUUAUGCUUGUUGUCCUAUUAUUAUUAUUAUUUGAAGUUAAUGUAUGUUUAAUAUUAUGCUUGUUUUCCUAUAUUACUCUUAUUUGCCACUCUCUGUUUUUUAACUGGUUACUUCUGAAUCUCUGUGAAAAACGUGUUUUGUUUUUAAGAUUCUUUGUUAUGUUUUUUAGAGGUCAGGUUCACUCCUCCAUCCACGAUUCAGUCGCGAACUCAAUUCGUUUCCCGGAUUCGGUAAAUGGCAUUGUUGAUCAAUUAUGGUGAAGUUCGGGAAGGUUACUAGACCUAUAUUAGGGAUCAAAUUUGCUCCAGAUCAAUCUGUGGAGCAAUUAGGGGUAAGUGGAGUGCUUGUCUUGGAUGCUCCUGCCACUGGUCCAGCCGGGAAAGCAGAAACUUACCAAACUAAAUUGUUUGAGAGAAAUUCUCAAAUAGGUGAGGGUAGUAACCAACAAUCUGAUGAUAGUAUAUACAUGGAAGUUGUUGGAGGCAUUAACAAGAAGGGACACAUAUUUGGAUUGGGAUCUCAAGCUUCCACUAUCAAAGAAUCUUUGAAAUUUUCUCCUUCAAUUUCUACUGAUGUGGUACAGCCGGAUAAAGUUGCUGCUAUGGAGGCUAAGAUUGAAGCAUUAACCGUUGAACUUGAGCAAAAGAAUCUUGACAAGAAACGUUAAAACAAAAGAUGGAGCAUUGGGAGCAGAUUUUUGGAAGGUUUGUGCCUAGUAUUAAUCAAAACUCUCCGGGUCAACUUGGAAGAGAAGGUGAUAAUGAAAAUUAUGAGAUGGAUACUAAUGAAAAUGAUGUGAUGGAUGAUGAAGAUGAUGUGUUGGAUGAUGAAGCUUAGCUUUAGUUAUUUUCUUUUAUGUAUUUUUCUUAAAUCAAUUAUAUGAAUUUUUGUGUUUUUGACAAUUUUAGGUUUGAUAUUAUAUUUAGUGCAGUAAUGGUGCACUUGAUACUUUGUAAGAAUGACAUACAUUUGGUGUCAAUCGAAAUUUGAUUUUCUCACA